AAAGAUUGCAGCUGCGUCUGAUGAGGAAGAUGACGAAGAUGAAAGUCGGGAUGAGACAGCGGAGAGCGGUACUGGGUGGGAGAAGAUGCUAAGCAAGAAAGAAAAACUUUUGGAUAAACAGUUCAAGGAUCCAAGUCAAAUCACGUGGGAGACAGUCAACAAGAAGUUCAAGGAAAUUGUUGCUGCUAGGGGAAGAAAGGGGACUGGAAAGAUUGAAUUGGUUGAACAGCUCACCUUCUUGACCAAGGUGGCCAAGACUCCAGCACAAAAGCUUGAAAUUCUGUUUAGUGUUGUAUCUGCCCAGUUUGACGUUAAUCCAAGUCUCAGUGGACACAUGCCUAUAAAUGUGUGGAAAAAGUGCGUGCAGAAUAUGCUUACCAUCCUCGAUGUUUUGACCCAAUACCCAAACAUUGUGGUUGAUGACAUGGUGGAACCAGAUGAAAAUGAGACCCAGAAAGGAGCAGACCACUCGGGGACGAUAAGGAUCUGGGGAAACUUGGUUGCCUUUGUUGAAAGGAUAGAUGUAGAAUUUUUCAAGAGCUUGCAGGUAAUUGAUCCACAUACCCGUGAGUAUGUUGAGAGGCUGAGGGAUGAGCCGUUAUUUUUGGUUCUUGCUCAAAAUGUCCAACAUUAUUUAGAACGGGCAGGAGACUACAAGGGUGCUGCGAAAGUGGCUCUCAAACAGGUUGAAUUCAUUUAUUAUAAACCACAAGGAGUGUAUGAUGCUAUGAGGAAGUUGGCUGAGCUUACGGAAGGAGAAGGAGAGGCAGAGUCUAUAGAAGAAAACAAAGUGGUUGAGGAGAGUAGAGGUCCAACUGCAUUUGUUGCAACUCCAGAGCUUGUGCCCAGGAAACCUGCUUUUGAAGAGAACAGCAGGACAUUGAUGGACAGUCUCGUUUCUCUCAUAUAUAAAUAUGGGGAUGAACGCACCAAGGCCCGUGCAAUGCUCUGUGAUAUAUACCACCAUGCUAUCUUGGAUGAGUUUUCAAUAUCCCGUGACUUGUUAUUGAUGAGUCACUUGCAAGAUAAUAUCCAGCACAUGGAUAUUUCAACUCAGAUACUUUUCAACAGAGCCAUGGCUCAGCUCGGUCUCUGUGCAUUCAGGGCGGCACUUGUUGCAGAAGCGCAUGGCUGCUUGGCUGAACUCUAUUCUGCCGGCCGGGUGAAGGAGUUACUUGCGCAAGGUGUCUCCCAAAGUCGAUAUCAUGAGAAGACCCCAGAACAGGAGCGGAUGGAGAGGAGGCGUCAGAUGCCGUAUCAUAUGCAUAUAAAUCUUGAGCUUCUUGAGGCCGUCCAUCUGACAUGUGCAAUGCUUCUUGAAGUGCCAAACAUGGCAGCUAAUAGCCAUGACAUGAAGCGCAGGGUUAUUAGCAAGACAUUCCGGAGAUUGCUUGAAGUGAGUGAGAGGCAAACUUUCACCGGCCCACCUGAAAAUGUGAGGGACCAUGUAAUGGCAGCGACAAGGGCCCUCAAGCAAGGAAACUUUGAAAAGGCUUUUGAUGUUAUCAACUCCCUCGACGUGUGGAGGCUGCUACGCAACAAGGAUAGUGUUCUUGAGAUGCUUAGGGGCAAAAUAAAAGAAGAGGCACUGAGGACCUAUCUUUUCACAUAUUCUUCUUCUUAUAAUUCUUUGAGUUUGGAUCAGCUUGCAGGGAUGUUUGACCUUUCAGAUUCACAGAUCCAUAGCAUCGUGAGCAAAAUGAUGAUUUCUGAGGAGCUUCAUGCAAGCUGGGAUCAACCAUCCCGAUGCAUAGUCUUUCACGAUGUUGAGCAUACAAGACUGCAGUCUUUGGCAUUCCAGUUAACGGAAAAGCUGUCAGUAUUAGCAGAAAGUAAUGAAAGAGCAACAGAAUCGAGGAUGGGUGGUGGUGGAUUGGAGGGCAUUCCCCUGAGGCGCAGGGACGGCCAAGAUUAUGCUUCUGCAGCUGCUGGUGCUGGUAAGUGGCAGGACUUCUCCUUCUCACAAGGCAGACAAGGUGGCGGUGGUGGCCGAACAGGAUAUGUAGGUGGUAGAUCAGCUUCAGGGCAAGCAUCGAGGGACCGUACUAAUCAGGCACGGGGGACUUACGGUGGUCAAGGCUCAAGAUAUCAGAGUGGUGGAGGUGCGAGGGGAAGU
Molecule: messenger RNA, 2116 nt
Organism: Nicotiana tabacum (common tobacco)
Lineage: Eukaryota; Viridiplantae; Streptophyta; Magnoliopsida; Solanales; Solanaceae
Source: RefSeq, a predicted model, not a curated record